Messenger RNA from Zasmidium cellare ATCC 36951, 627 nucleotides. RefSeq lists its product as uncharacterized. Gene Ontology annotation, molecular function: GTP binding; GTPase activity. The transcript is spliced from 3 exons. NCBI's taxonomy places the organism in Eukaryota, Fungi, Ascomycota, Dothideomycetes, Mycosphaerellales, Mycosphaerellaceae. Gene Ontology annotation, biological process: regulation of exocytosis; protein secretion; protein localization to plasma membrane. Bases 1 to 627 code for a protein of 208 amino acids. Gene Ontology annotation, cellular component: endosome; plasma membrane. The record is from RefSeq and is a predicted model, not a curated record.
AUGGCAGGCACGAGGAAUUACGACUUUCUGAUCAAACUGCUCCUUAUCGGCGACUCAGGCGUAGGCAAGUCUUGCUGCCUGCUGCGCUUCAGCGAAGACUCCUUCACACCGUCCUUCAUCACCACCAUCGGCAUCGACUUCAAGAUCAGGACGAUUGAGCUCGACGGCAAGCGGGUAAAGCUGCAGAUAUGGGAUACCGCAGGACAGGAGCGCUUCAGGACCAUCACCACCGCAUACUACAGAGGUGCCAUGGGCAUUCUACUGGUCUAUGAUGUGACGGAUAAGAGAAGUUUCGAUAACAUCCGAACAUGGUUCUCCAAUGUCGAACAACACGCCACUGAAGGCGUCAACAAAAUCCUCAUCGGCAACAAAUGCGACUGGGAAGAGAAGCGCGCAGUCAAGACCGAGGACGGUCAGGCGCUAGCAGACGAGCUCGGGAUCCCCUUCAUGGAAGUUUCCGCCAAGAGCAACAUCAACGUCGAGAAGGCCUUUUACAACCUCGCCGGCGACAUCAAGAAGCGCAUCGUCGACACCCAACAACCCCAGCAACAACAGCAGCAGUCUGGCGUGCAAGUGGGCGGCGGCGCAGGUGGUGUAGGCGGUGGACUGGGCAAGAACUGCUGCUGA